GACAGCACAAUAUGUUAAGUAAGCGAUCUCAGCUGAGUUGAGUAACCUUCACAUGCGUUUAUUUUUCUAAUAUCCAUUGGCGUAACAUUCGCCUUAUUCGCGGUUAGACUAACCGGCUGCCGCGACGUAUCAUAAAGCCGAAGUGCUCAAUCUAAACCAUAUAUUUAGUUUAUUGUUUUUGUCAAUUUUAAAACAGUAUAUUCAAAAUGAAUGGAAUAAAUCAAUGGAAGGGUAAAGUGGCAAUGGUCACAGGUGCAAACGGCGGUAUUGGUAUGGAAGUUACGAGGAAAUUUUUAACUCUAGACCUAAUUGUGGUAGCUGUAGACAAAAAUUGCGAUCAACUAAUGGCAUUGAAAGAUGAAUUAAAAACUACUAAUUUACAUCCUCUGAAUGUUGACUUAUGUCAUGAAGAAGAAAUUAUAAGGGCAUUUCAAUGGAUUGACGAUACAUUUGAAGGUGUUGAUGUUCUUGUUAAUAACGCGGGGAUUGGAGGUCAAGGAACUUUAAUAAAUGGUUCGGUAUCUGAGUGGAAAAAAAUGUUAGAUGUUAAUGUAAUAGCAUUGAGUAUAUGCUCCCGAGAAGCUAUAAAAUCAAUGAACAGUCGAAAUUUGAAUAAUGGGCAUAUAAUACAUUUGAGUAGUAAUUUAGCAUACUACGUUCCCUCUUAUGCUCCAUUUCAUUUUUACUCUGCCACAAAACAUGCUGUACGAGCAUUAACAGAAGGAUUGCGACAAGAGUUGAGAGAUUUAAAAAGUCCAAUAAAGGUCACAUGUAUUAGUCCAGGUCUUGUGAAAUCUUCAAUAUUUAAAAGUUCUCUAGGAGAUGCUUUUGAUAAGCAUCUAUAUGAAGCAUAUCCAAGUAUCAAUCCUUCUGAUAUAGCAUCAACUAUUGAAUUUAUAUUAGCCACUCCACCUCAUGUACAAGUACAAGAUAUUAUUAUCAAACCAUUGGGCUCAGACGCAUAAAGAAAAACUCAUAUAUCACAAUAAUAUUGUUUUAGUUAUCCAAUUUUAAAACAUGAUACAAAUUUAUUAUUCUAAUUUAAGUAAGGAAAACCUAUAAUAAUGUACAAUAUAAAAUCAUACAUAUAAAUAGAUUUUUACAUUUAAAAAUUUAUUUACAUAACUUCAACCAAAUUAAAAAAAAUGUAUUAUUUUACAUCAAUUAUAAACUUAUACAACCUUAAAUUCAGGUUAAGAUCACAGUUUGUAACAUGUAAGUGAUUUAAUUAAGUUAUUUAUUAAUUAAUUUUUUAAAUAUUGUUAUUUAUAAAACCUUUUUUCUUUCUUGUACUUCUAUAACCCAUAUUUAACUUAAAUCACAUAUUUUCUACAGUUUUUGAUACAAGUGUUACACCACCAUUUCUUAUAAUAUGAUGAAUAUAUUAUUAAAACACAUAUACAAAUGUAUAUAUUCACAUACUUAAAAUAGUUUCAUUCAGAAUUAUUUUUGGCUUGACAAAAUUUACCAUAACAGGCUUAUAAGGUAACUUAUUAUUCGGUAGUGAGCAUACGAUGAUGCAAUAAAAAAUAAAUGCAGUAUCAAAAAGCGCACACAAUCUUGUUGAAUAACAGAUGAUUGUCGACCUUUAUGGCCAGGAAAUUCACCAGUUGAGUAAAAAAUCUCUAAAAGACGUUCUUUUUCUUCCCACCGGUCAAACAACCAUUUUGUCAUUUCUUCUUGAUCUCUAGGAACCUAAACAAUUUAAUAUGGAUAAGAAUUAAUUAUGAAAUUAUGUUCGAGAAAUGGAGGUUUAAACUGACCACUGAACUAGGAAAUAAUCUAUAGUACAUAUGUGUACAACAAGCUCUACGUUGACCCAUUAUAAUAGUUGGCAGAUCUAAUGGUUUUCCUUCAGAAUAUGCUAUUGUUAUAUCCAAAAUCCAUGUUAACUUGUCAGUAUUUUCAUCUAAUAAACAAUUUUCAACAUUA
Molecule: messenger RNA, 1932 nt
Organism: Daktulosphaira vitifoliae (grape phylloxera)
Lineage: Eukaryota; Metazoa; Arthropoda; Insecta; Hemiptera; Phylloxeridae
Product: dehydrogenase/reductase SDR family member 11-like
Exons: 5
Coding region: 207-965 (252 amino acids)
Molecular function (GO): oxidoreductase activity
Source: RefSeq, a predicted model, not a curated record